AUGGAACCACGAGUUGAGAAGACAAAUGGGUAUCAUCCCAGAAACAAAACCCACCUCUUCCUCCGCGGUUUCUUUAUAUUUGGAUUUAUUUUUACAAUCAUCAUCCUCAUAUCAAACCAGCCUUUAAGAUCAGAAGUCAAGUCCCUUCGUACAUCUUUAUCGCUGUGCCCAGCGGUCGAUACCGUUACGACAGACUUCCAAGAAGACAAACGGUUUCAGACCUUCAAUUCUACGGCAGACAAACUAUGGCAAGAUACAGUCACUCCGAACGGCGGCUUUGUCAUCGACGAAAGCCGAACAGGGAGUCAAGUAAAUGGAAUCGCCAUGUUCCAUCAGCUUCAUUGUCUCGCUAUGGUACGAUCUGGGUUUCAAGCACUUUUCGCUAGAAAUGAGAGAAGGAGCAACGGGCAUACACAUAUGCCGCAUGAUUUUGACGAAGCUCAUAUACUACACUGCUUGGAUUACUUUAGACAGGUUGGAUUCCUUUCGCGUGUCUAUCAAAGCCAGAAUGCUAACGUAGCACAGUCAUUUCUCUGCUACGCGGAUGGUGCCAUCGAGCCUACCAAGCCAAGCAUAGAUGGAGGAUGUCCAACAACGAAUGGUAUGGUUCCACAUGUUUGCAAAGACCCGCUGGUUUUGUAUCAAAAGUCGCUUGCAUCUCAUUGGUCGGAGGAACACUUAAAAGCUGCUAAAUUACAAAGUCGCGCGAGUCGCAAAAAUGUCAAAAAGGACUAA
Messenger RNA from Glarea lozoyensis ATCC 20868, 735 nucleotides. RefSeq lists its product as uncharacterized. The transcript has a single exon. Gene Ontology annotation, biological process: mycotoxin biosynthetic process. The record is from RefSeq and is a predicted model, not a curated record. Bases 1 to 735 code for a protein of 244 amino acids. NCBI's taxonomy places the organism in Eukaryota, Fungi, Ascomycota, Leotiomycetes, Helotiales, Helotiaceae.